Molecule: messenger RNA, 1299 nt
Organism: Trichomonas vaginalis G3
Lineage: Eukaryota; Parabasalia; Trichomonadida; Trichomonadidae
Product: box H/ACA snoRNP assembly
Exons: 1
Coding region: 1-1299 (432 amino acids)
Biological process (GO): box H/ACA snoRNP assembly
Cellular component (GO): nucleoplasm; cytoplasm
Source: RefSeq, a predicted model, not a curated record
AUGCCUUUAACUCCGGAUUUUUGGAUCACACAAGAUUCUGAUUUCCUUCAUUUCACUAUCAAAUGUCCUAAUGUUCGUGCUAAAGACAUGGAACUUGUCGUUGCUGAUACAGAGUUUAAUUUUAACGCAGAACCAUAUAUGUUGAUCCUUCACUUUCAACAUUCAUUGAGAGAUGGUGAAGGAUGCACUGCUUCAUAUGAUAUUGAUGCAGGAAUGUUUACCGCUACCAUUAAAAAAGCAAUUCCUGGAGAAGAUUUUCCAGAAAUUCUUUUACUAACAACAUUAAAAGCACCACAACCACAAAAGAAAGAAUUAUUUGAGGUUGUAAGCAGAUCAACCGCUCUUGAAUGGACAGAUGAUGCACCAGAUAUUUCUCAUUAUGGAUUCAACUUCUGGGCAAUAGAUUUCUUCGAAAAUAUGGGUGAAAUUCUUCCAUACGUUGCUGAAAUAUCAGAUCCAGAUCAUACAAUACUUCCUGCGCGCACAAAAAUGAGAAUUGAAAAAGAAAAUGACGAUUACGAUCCAGAUCGUGUAAUUUUCGAUCAUGUAAAUCCAUAUCCUAUCAAAGUCGAGCAUCUUAACAAUCUUUUAACAGAUUUUACUCCAGAAGAACGCAAGAAAUUAUUAGAUAUCAAACGUCAAGAAUUUUUGAUGUGCAGAGAUGUCGCGAAGUCCUCAUUUUACUCAAUAGCCGAAGUCUGCUACUCAUCUGUCAUGGAUAUUGUCUGCUUUGGCCCAGAAGGCUCAUGUCAAUCAAAUUGGACAAUCGCACAGCUCUCUCCGACCCUUUCAUGGUUCGAUUCUUUCCCCACAGCCCGCGAAAUGAUUAUCGCAACUGUUAGAAGAACAAUGGUAUAUAACGUAUCAAGAAGUUUUUCUUUGGCCGAGACAGUUUGGAAAGAAACAGAGAAGUUUAUCAAAGCUGGAAGGACACCGAUCAUCAAAGCUCUUAUUCGCGCAAAAAGCGCAUUAGAAAAAGCAGAACACAGAUGGAGAUUAAACAAAUUGUACAUCGAUCCAAUGAUAUCGUGGAUACAAGAACUCAAGGAAGAAGAGUUCCAAGAGUUUUCUAAAGAAGUUUGCAAUGAAAUUGAUAAUUUCGUUACAAAAGAUGAAGUUGACUACGACUGGGCCAUCGAACUAUGCGAAAAAUACGCUGUUCAGUUAAAAGAAAAUGGAGAAUUGGACCAAUACGACCAAGUUAAUGAUUUAGACGUUCUUAAAGAGAUGGAUCCACAAGAAAUCGAAGAGGAAGACUUCGAACAUAACUAUGAACCUGUUGAUAUCUAUUCCAGUUAA